Molecule: messenger RNA, 798 nt
Organism: Striga hermonthica
Lineage: Eukaryota; Viridiplantae; Streptophyta; Magnoliopsida; Lamiales; Orobanchaceae
Source: the annotation of a GenBank genome assembly
AUGGGACACACUCCAUAUAAAGGGUAUUUGGUCAAUUCAUUCACAUUAUCCGCUGUGCUCAACUACCCGCAACCCUCCGUCUCCUCAGACCUCACAUAUCCAAAAGCUUCUCCAAUGGCUAUGGCGGCCACUCUCUCGUCUCUCACCUCAUCCUUUUCUUCUCUCUCUUUCUCUUCCCGAAUCUCGCCCAAACCCUUCCAGCCUCUCUCUUUCGCUCCGCCGAAGCCCCUCUCUCUGAAAUCCGCCGCCCCCAAAUUCCCCGCCCUUAUCGUCGCCUCCUCCGCCGUCGAGGUCGACUUCUCCGCCGCCGAGGUCGCCUCCUCCCCCGCCGAGGUCGCCGACCCGAACGUCGUCGAGGCGCUGGACAUUACGAAGCUGGUGAAGUCCCGGCUUCCCGGUGGGUUCGCGGCGCAGACCUUAAUCGGUACUGGCCGCAGGAAAUCCGCUGUCGCUCGGGUUGUACUUACGGAAGGCACCGGCAACGUGUACAUAAACUAUCGGGAGGCGAAGGAUUACCUUCAGGGGAAUCCUGAAUGGCUGCGGUAUGUGAAGACUCCUCUUGAGGCAUUUGGGUAUGAGAGAAGCUACGAUGUGUUUGUAAAGGCACAUGGGGGCGGUUUAUCCGGUCAGGCGCAAGCCAUUUGCCUUGGCGUUGCUAGAGCCUUGUUGAGAGUAAGUGCCAGCCACAGACCUACUUUGAAGGAGAAAGGUCUCCUCACUCGGGACUCCAGAGUGGUCGAGAGGAAGAAGGUGGGGUUGAAGAAAGCGAGAAAGCGUCCCCAAUAUUCCAAACGUUGA